AUGAAAGCCUCCUUUACAGGUCUUGGCAGAAACAACCACAGACCUGACCCCCAAAUCUAUGCCUGCCUCAUCUGUGAGUGCACCUCCCUGGGGCUGGAUGGCAAGUUCUCCUCCUGCUUCACAGAGCUCCAACAAAACUUCCUGAAGGAUCGUCCAACCAAGCUGAAGAGUCUCAUCCGUCUGGUCAAGCACUGGUACCAACUGUGUGAGGAGAAGCUGAGGAUGCCGCUGCCCCCCCAGUAUGCCCUGGAGCUGCUCACAGUCUAUGCCUGGGAAUGUGGGAGUAGAGUCCCUGAGUUCAACACAGCCCAGGGCUUCCGGACAGUCUUGGAACUGGUCAUCAACUACAGGCAGCUUCGAAUCUACUGGAGAGUAUAUUAUGACUUUCCAGACCGGGAGGUCUCCAAAUGCCUGCUCAGACAGCUCAAAAAAGACAGGCCUGUGAUCCUGGACCCGGCUGACCCAACAGGGAAUGUGGCUGGUGGGAACCCAGAGGGCUGGUGGCUGCUGGCAGAAGAAGCUGCAGCCUGGCUGAAGUACCCAUGCUGUAGGAAUCAUGAUCAGUCACUUGUGCGCUCCUGGAAUGUGCUGGUGAGACCCUGUCAUCACUCUGUCCCCUUGCACACAGCUUUGGACUCUGGGGCGGGGCGUGUCACAGCCAAAGAGGUGCAGAGGGACCUGCACUUGGACCUUUCCUCUCCUGGGGCAGGGGACUCUCUGAUGCUGCAGAAACGAUGA
Molecule: messenger RNA, 738 nt
Organism: Onychomys torridus (southern grasshopper mouse)
Lineage: Eukaryota; Metazoa; Chordata; Mammalia; Rodentia; Cricetidae
Product: 2'-5'-oligoadenylate synthase 1A-like
Exons: 5
Coding region: 1-738 (245 amino acids)
Biological process (GO): negative regulation of viral genome replication; regulation of ribonuclease activity; defense response to virus
Cellular component (GO): cytosol; nucleoplasm; membrane
Molecular function (GO): 2'-5'-oligoadenylate synthetase activity; double-stranded RNA binding
Source: RefSeq, a predicted model, not a curated record